UGUUUACACAGUGGUUUAUUCUAAAAUUUCGUAUAAUUCAUGAGAUGUAUGUAACUUAAAAUGGGAUUUUAUAGGGAACGUAUUCUUUGGUAUCUUGCCAAUGGGCUACUGCUACUGCUUGUGGGCUUUUAUGUUUAUAUGACUCCUUAUACGAAAGUGGAAGAGUCUUUCUCAAUGCAGGCUAUUCAUGAUAUCCAGACGUACAAAUUGGAUCUUUCAAAGUACGAUCAUCAAAAGUUUCCUGGAUCCGUUAAGAGGAGCUUUAUCCCUAGUCUUAUUAUAGCUCUCGUUUCCUACUUGCCUGCUAAACACUUUUCUUCCCUUUUGGCUGUACGAUGGACCAUUGGCUUCCUUACGUGUGAAAGUUUUGUGGUCAUAGGAAAAGCAUUAAGGAAACGUUUUGGGUUCUGUGCCGGUAUUGCAUUCCUUUUUAUAGUAGGCGCUCAAUUUCACCUUGUGUAUUAUAUGUCAAGACCGUUACCCAAUGUAUAUGGGCUUAUUUUCACAAACUCUGCUCUGGCUUUCCUAUUGCAAGGGCAUUACUAUCCGGUCAUCUCUGUCUUAGUAUUUGCUUCUAUCAUUGUCCGCUCAGAGAUAUUUCUAUUAUUAAGUGUAAUUUCCCUGAGUUUCCUUGCCCAACGUAGAGUCAAAUUAUUUCGACUUUUCAUCAUUGGAUCCUUGUCUUCCAUAACUGCGCUUGCUCUAACAGUUUUCGUGGAUUCAUGGUUUUGGGGAACAUGGUGCUGGCCCGAAUUUCAAGCUUUUACUUUUAAUGUUAUCGAAGGAAAGUCUUCAGAAUGGGGAACAAGCCCAUUUUAUUACUAUUUCUUAAGAAUUCCCUGGAUUAUGCUGAAUCCUACCUUGUUUCUUUUCGGGCUCGUAUCUUUCUUUACUGUCCGUUCGUCAAGAAUCUUACUUUAUGUUCCUUUUGCUUUCGUAUUUAUUUUUUCAUUUUUGAAGCACAAAGAAUGGAGAUUCGUCAGUUACAUCCUUCCAUGGAUCGAUUCAUCCUGCGCAAUUGGUGUGGCAUGUCUCAUACGGCAAAGGAAUCAUCAAAGGAUGAAGAUAAGCAUUAAGAAGCUGGCUAUAUUUAUAUUUUUUUCUGGAAUUUCUUUCGGACUUUUCGCAAGUGCUCUAUUACUAAGGAUUUUUACAUUUGCUUAUCCAGGAGGCGUGGCACUGGAAAAUCUACAUUCAGUGAACAAAAACUCAUUCGAGACCGUUCACUUAGACACCUAUCCUUGUAUGACCGGUAUUACACGUUUCUUGCAAAAACCAAACUGGUAUUAUGAUAAAGAGGAAGAUUCUUCACGUUUAAAUGACGAUCUGUUUCAAACCCAAUUUCAUUAUAUCAUUACCGAUACUCCAAGACUUUACGAAAGAAAUUUUGAAGUUUUGCAAACUAUCGGGGAAAAUCCCAAAAUUCCUUUGAUACCUGAUUUUAUGAGAGAGUGGGUUACCUUUGAUUUGAGCGUUACAAAUUCUGCCUUUCCCGUGUACGUUUUAGUUCAGCCACCGACUAUGGCGGAUGAAGUAUCAAUAAACGAUUAUAAUAAAUAUAUUGGUCAAUCUGUGAGCAACAUACAAAAAUGGCCAAAGGUGUUUCGAAUUGUUAAACCAGGAACCCUUCUGACUCGAGAUUAUCGUGAAGAGCGAUUGAACUUUUUUACUACAGAAGAUGGAAUUCUGGAUCAUAUUACCCAAGGUUAAAUAAAUAUCUGUAAACCUCUACAACCUAACAGAGUUCAAUUUUAAUUAUCGGGAACAUAAUAUUUAAGACGAAUGUAUAACGAUGUAAAUAUAUUUAUACAUAACAGUGAAUUAUUGCUAUAUGUGGUCAUUACUAAGUACAAAACAUGAAUAUAUAUACGAAAUAAGUAUAUUGUGACGUAUAUUAAUGUAUAGUACUAAAACCCAACUAGACAUAUACCGGGCACAACGAGCCUAACACAAGCCAAUAAGCUAGAUAUCCAACAGGAGAUGCCAAAUAACCUUUAUAAAAAGGGGGAAAGGAAAGGUCAAAUCAAACGAUGAAACGUGUUUACAAAACACAUAAUGGAUCCAGUUAACAAAAUAAGCUAAUGAGAUGCCCAGAGAGAUUAAAAGAAUGUUGUGAAGAAUACCACAUGAAGUGGAACCACUUUUGGCCUUUUUUUUAUUUGAUCACAAAAAGCGGAAACCAGUUGAUAGUAAGGAAUCUAUUAUAAAUAUCAGAAUAAGAAAGAAGGAAUGAGCUCAACGUGUUGCGAACAUUAGUUUACUGUUGAGCGCAUUGUACACCAGGGUGACCGCCGUCAUCUUCUUCUUCCUCUUCGUCCAUAGCGCUAGCAGUAGUAGGAUUAACGUUGUUAUCAAUGCGAACGGCUUCAGUAGGAUCAACGUUACCAAGAACACACUCCUCAGUAACAGCGUUCUUAGGGGCCUUUUCAACACGACGAGGAGGUAAGACCUGUUCGAGUAAAGCAAGCUUUUCGGCAGGAGCAAAAUUGGGUUCUGGGAAAUCAACAGUGAAACGAACGUAAAGGUUACCAGCUUGGUGGUGGCGUUGAGAGAGCAUACCUUGGCCGGGAAUAACCUUGAGUUCAUUAGGGCGAAUGCAUUCACCAGGGAUGAUGGGGAUGGUCAAAUAACGCUCGUCCAAGUGUUCGAUAACGAUUUGACCACCGGCCAAAGCAGAAAGCAAGUCAACGUGGGCUUCAUAAAAGAGGUGAUCACCGCUGCGCUUGAAUCUAGGAUGUUCCUUAACAUCGACAACAAAUAUAACGUCACCAGGAAUGAUACCAGGAGCUUGUUCACCUUCUUCUUUGAAAAGAAUUUUCUGGCCAUUAUGCAUACCCUUAUCAAUGUGAACAGUGAGUAUCUUACGUUGAGAAACAACCUUGGCACCAUUGCACUCCUUGCAACGGUCUUCGUUGCGGAUGGUUUCUCCUUCACCGUUACAGUCAGGACAGGUCAUUUGCAUACGCUGGAUCAUAGGACCCAUAGCACGGGUGAUGAACUUGACACCAGAACCGCUACAAGAGGAACAAGAACGGACAGCACCUUCCUUGCCACCACGGCCACUGCAUUUGCCGCAGAUAACCUUCUUUUGUAAAGCAAGCUUCGAAGUCUUACCACGGUAGAGAUCUUCAAGGGUGACCUUGAUAGUGUGAACCAAGUCUUUACCCUUGCGAGGACCACGGGGCAUGCCACCGCCGAACAUACCGCCCAUGCCUCCCAUGCCGCCGCCGAAGAAGGAAGCAAACAAGUCAUCAGCAGACAUGCCUUCUCCAGCACCACCGCCUUGUAAGCCUUCUUCACCGAAGCGAUCGUAGGUAGAGCGUUUGUCCUCAUCAGAGAGAAUUUCAUAAGCACGGCUAAUUUCCUUGAAUUUAUCACCGGCAUUAGGGUUCUUAUCAGGGUGAUACUUUAAGGCCAAUUUACGAUAGGCUUUCUUCAAAUCGCUAGGAGAAGCAGAAGGAUCAACGCCCAAGGUUUCGUAAAGUUUUGUUUCUUUAGCCAUGAUGCAAUAUUAAUCGAUAAAACGAAAU
Molecule: messenger RNA, 3530 nt
Organism: Schizosaccharomyces cryophilus OY26
Lineage: Eukaryota; Fungi; Ascomycota; Schizosaccharomycetes; Schizosaccharomycetales; Schizosaccharomycetaceae
Exons: 3
Coding region: 61-1710 (549 amino acids)
Biological process (GO): protein N-linked glycosylation
Cellular component (GO): endoplasmic reticulum membrane
Molecular function (GO): alpha-1,6-mannosyltransferase activity
Source: RefSeq, a predicted model, not a curated record